Molecule: messenger RNA, 666 nt
Organism: Symbiodinium necroappetens
Lineage: Eukaryota; Dinophyceae; Suessiales; Symbiodiniaceae
Source: the annotation of a GenBank genome assembly
GCGUACCGGCUGAACGAUGCGACCAAGAGGAACCUCAACAGAGCGCUUUCAGACUGGGCUUACAGUUACAGUUAUCCAGCCGACGUCGAGCUGCUGGAAGCUACAGAGAAGCACGACAUGAUGAAGUUUUGUGGGCUGCUCCAUCACUACGGCGAGCUCAACGAUGUACCGGUACAAGACCAUCGUCGUGAUGAGGGAAAAUCUUCACUACCGAAGAGGCCAAAUCUGGCCAGCCGGAGUUCUCUUGACUGUUACCCAUGUGUUGGGCGCACGCCGCUGCUGGCCGCAGCGGAGAAAGGCUACGUUGAGAUGGUGAAAGAACUGUUGGCCGCCCGUGCGCCCGUCGAUGUAGCGAACAACUUCGGCCAAACACCGCUGCUUCUGGCAGCGAGCAAAACGCAGUCGAAGGUGAUUCAGCCGCUCCUUGCUUCCGGUGCAAACAUUAACGCGCAAGCCCACGACGGUAUGACAGUGCUGCACUACUGCUACCGACUUGGGAUGACGGCAACGAAUCUGGUGUUGAACAAGAACCCAGACGUGGCCGCGGCCCCAAGCCAAGGCAAGACCGCGGAGGAAUAUAACAAGGAGGCUGACGGAGGCAGAGACUGCGCAUCUUCCAUCAGGUUGAAGAGAAAGGCGUACGAGAAAGCAGCCAAGAAGCGCUGA